AUGGCCUGGCAACCGGAACAAGAGCCAUUGAGGCAACUCUCAGGUUGCUUGAGAGACUCCCUGGGUGGUCACAAUAAGACAGCUCAGAAGCAAGCUGAGAUCAUGCUCGCGCAAGUAAAAUCCUCGCCCGACAUUAACAACUACCUCACCUACCUAUUCUCAAGUGCUCAAGCUCCUCCUGGCCUGGCCUACAGUCCCGAGGAUUACCAUGCCGUUCGAUCUGCUGCCGCGGUUAUGCUGAAGAACAAUAUUCGGACAGGUUACAAGGCUAUUUCCCAAGAGAGUCUUGCGCUUGUGCGUCAAUCAGUGCCAUUAGCUCUUCAAGACAAGAAUCCGUCGAUACGAAACUAUGCUGGGAACAUCAUCACGGAGAUUAUCAGUAAAGGUGGGAUUCUAGGUUGGCCGCAACUACUGCCAGAAUUGCUGGCUCUGAUUGGCAAUGACAGUGGAACGGUCAGCACUGAUGCACAAGAAGGCGCGAUGGCUGCUUUGGCCAAAGUGUGUGAAGACAACAAAAAGAUUCUGGACAAGGAUUACGGUGGACAACGACCCCUCGCAUUCAUCAUCCCGAAACUGAUCUCAUUUACGACGAACGAGAAGCCAAAGAUUCGGUCAUUAGCCCUUGGGAGCAUCAACGUUUUCAUUCCCCAAAAGCCUCAAGCUCUCCUGGUCUCCUUGGAUUCCCUUUUAAACUGUCUAUUUCAGCUUGCAAAUGACCCUUCUUCCGACGUUCUGCGGCAGGUAUGCCGUGCCUUUGUGCAGAUCGUUGAAAUCCGACCUGAUAAGAUCCUUCCACAUAUCGAGGGUCUUGUUGAAUACAUGAUAGCUCAACAACGAAAGAUCGAGGAUGAAGAGCUCGCUUGCGAUGCGGCGGAGUUCUGGUUGACCGUGGGGGAACAUGGCGAGCUCUGGAAGUCACUCACUCCCUACCUUCACAAGAUCAUUCCGGUCCUGUUGGAAAGUAUGGUGUAUAGCGAAGAAGACAUCGCUAUGCUGGAAGGUGGAGGGAAUGAUGCUGAUGAGGACGACCGUGCUGAGGACAUCAAGCCCAAGUUUGCCAAGAGCAAGAACGCCAGAAUCGCUUCCAAUGGCGAAGGGGACUGUGGCACUGAGGAGGAGCAAGCCUACCAAAAGUUAAACGGCAUGGAUGAUAACUUGAGCGAUGGCGAGAUCGAGGAAUUUGACGACGGUGACGAUGAUGAAAAUCCCGAAGAUCGAUGGAAUCUGCGGAAAUGCUCCGCAGCCGCUCUAGAUGUCUUUGCAACAGAUUUUAAGGGACCAGUCUUUGAGACCAUCUUGCCAUAUCUGAUGACAAAUCUCAAGCAUGAAGAAUGGCCAUCCCGGGAAGCUGCUGUGCUUGCCCUGGGAGCAGUUGCAGACGGCUGUAUCGAAGUUAUAGCACCACAUCUUCCGGACCUCGUACCGUACCUGAUUUCUCUGCUCAACGACCCGGAGCCUCUUGUUCGGCAAAUCACAUGUUGGACUCUGGGUCGAUAUUCUGCUUGGGGAGCUAGUCUCAACACUCCAGCUUUACGAGCACAAUUCUUCGAGCCGAUGAUGGAAGGCAUUCUCACUAAAAUGCUGGACAAUAAUAAGCGGGUACAGGAAGCUGGUGCCUCUGCGUUCGCACAUUUGGAAGAGAAGGCAGGUGUCGAUAUCACUCCUUACUGCGAACCCAUCAUUCGACAGUUCGUCCGAUGUUUCGAGAAGUACAAGGACCGCAAUAUGUUCAUCCUCUACGACUGCGUCCAAACCUUGGCCGAACAUGCAGGCCAUGCGCUUGCUCAACCCCAGAUAAUUGAAUUGCUUAUGCCAGCCUUAAUCCACCGAUGGAACAAGGUGUCUGACCAGUCACGGGAGCUUUUCCCUCUCCUAGAGUGUCUCUCAUACGUCGCGAGCGCCCUAGCCGAGUCAUUCGCGCCGUUCGCUCAACCCGUCUUUACCAGAUGCAUACAGCUUAUCCAUCAAAACCUGCAAGAGUAUCUUGCAUUCGUCCACAACCCAAUUUUAGACACGCCUGAUAAGGACUUCCUCGUAACGAGCUUGGACCUCUUGAGCUCCAUAAUUCAGGCCCUUGAGGGGAAGCAAUCCGCUGAGCUCGUAUCCAGCUCCCAGCCACGCCUGUUCGAGUUGCUCCAGUUCUGUAUGGAAGAUCCAGAGAAUGACGUUCGACAAUCCUCAUACGCACUUCUUGGAGAUUGCGCAAAGUACGUCUUUCGAGAAUUGGAGCCUUUCUUAGGUACCCUGAUUCCACUACUGAUCCAAGAACUCGACGUCGAUGCAAUUCUCGACGAGCAGAUCGAGAGUGGCUUCAGUGUAGUUAACAAUGCGUGCUGGUCUGCUGGCGAAAUUGCUAUCCAAUAUGGCAAUGGAAUGGAACCCCACAUUCCCCAGCUUCUCGAACGACUUCUUGCGAUCCUAGGCAACCCAGAGGUGCCCAAAUCCGUCAUUGAGAAUGCUGCAAUUGCUCUCGGUCGCCUUGGCCUGGAGAGUGCGAACAUUAUGGCACCUCAUCUGACGAAAUUCUCGGAGCCGUUCCUGAACUGCAUCGCCACGGUCGAUUUUACCCUCGAGAAGGCUACGGCCUUCAAGGGGUUCAGUCUAAUUAUCUCGCGCAAUCCGCAGGCCAUGGAAAAAGAUCUUGGGCGGUAUUUUACUGCUGUUGCACAAUACAAGAUGAUGGAAGCGUACAAGACCCCGUUGACGGCUGACUUGCAAAAUAUCUUCAAACAGGUCGGUUAUUUCAUCACCAUUGUUGACCUCUACAAGUCCCUCGUCCCGGACUUCAGCGCAUUUAUCAACACACAGAUCUCACCGGCAGACGCCAAUUACCUUCGAAUGGUCUAUCAAUUGUGA
Molecule: messenger RNA, 2856 nt
Organism: Drepanopeziza brunnea f. sp. 'multigermtubi' MB_m1
Lineage: Eukaryota; Fungi; Ascomycota; Leotiomycetes; Helotiales; Drepanopezizaceae
Source: RefSeq, a predicted model, not a curated record